Molecule: messenger RNA, 2711 nt
Organism: Tripterygium wilfordii
Lineage: Eukaryota; Viridiplantae; Streptophyta; Magnoliopsida; Celastrales; Celastraceae
Product: telomere repeat-binding protein 4-like
Exons: 10
Coding region: 348-2453 (701 amino acids)
Molecular function (GO): protein binding
Source: RefSeq, a predicted model, not a curated record
GUUUUUCUUUUUCUUUUAAAAGGUUUUCUGCAUCUUCUGUGGGUUUUUGUCCAUAAACAAAUAGAGGUUGAGAAAAACAGAGAGAGAGAGAGAGACAGAAAUGGACGAGGAAUUGGAACUGUGUGUGAUCGUUCAAUGAAUUUGAAAAUUUUAUUGUAGAGUUCUGUAAUUCUUGUUGUUUCCGCUGGAUCGCGUAAUUCUGUACUGAAUUUGAGUCCAUUUGUUGAUAAACUCUUGGGAAUUCCGCAUGCUUGUUUGAUUCUGUGAUCGUUGUUGAGAAGCUAGCCAGGUAAUUGGAUCUUGUGGAAAAAGUUUCUUUUGUGUUUGAUGAGUUCUUAUUGCGUUGUAUGCCUGAGAUGGUGUUGAAGAAGAGGAUACGUUAUGGAUUUAAUGGCUUUCAGGUCCCCACUAUACCUAAAGCUCCCAGAUCAGCUCGAAGGAGGGGUCCACUUAAGAAGACAUUUGAUGAUGGUCAAAUAUGCGCAUUUGAAUUGCUGGCGUCUUUGGCUGGCAAGCUGUUGCAAGAGAGUGAAAGCUCUUCCACCUCUAGCAAUGCAUCUGAAGGAAAUGAUCUGCCUUUGAUCAGUGAUGUUGGCAUUAAACAAGAACUGAAAGAUGAAAAUAAGGCACUGAUAGCUGAUUGCCUUAAUCAUGGGAAUUGCGGAGAGAGGACUUUUGUCUCUGAGGUGGGUUUGCGAAAGAUGGAUGGGAAGUGCUUUUCAAAAGAAAUGACACCCGAUGAAUGUGAUUCUAUUCUGGAACGUGCUUCAGUAACCAGAAAUUCUGGUUUCUCAGAGAAACUCAACAGUGAUGUGAAGUCUGUUAUUUGCAAAAGUGAGACGGCUUCUGGAGAUUUUCAUGGGGUGACAGAGGGCGGUUCUCCUGAUCUUCUUGAGUCUUGUGAUGGCAACCUAGAUAAGGGAUUUAGAAGGCAGCAAGAGGCUGAGAAGUUGGUGGCUGGAUAUAUGACUAUGAAUAAUGCAAAUGGCUCACACUAUCCAAUAGAUUUGUGUUCGGAAUUUCCUGCAUUGGUCAAAUCAGACAGUAAAGUCAAAUUGCCAACAUGCAUGAAUCCUGUUCCAGAUGCUUCUUUUACUAGGCACGGGAAUGGUGUCAAAUUAGGUAGUAGAGAUGAUGCUGAAAAAUUUCUUAGGUGUACUAAACCUAGCACCAAUAUAAAAGCUUUUAGGCCUCUAACACGAACUGGAGACCGAAGAAUUAGGAAGUUCCUGACAUCAAAAUACUGGAAAGUAGCUCCAAAAUUGAAGGACUGUGACACUGAAAAAACUGAUGGUGGACUAAAGCCUUUCAUGUAUCACAAGAGAAAGAUAUAUCAGAAUCGUGAAAGAUGCCAAUAUAACAGUCUUUACAAGAGGAGGAAAAUUUCUGAUCGGAGUUCGGUCGUGAUUUCUGAUGGUGGGUUCAGUAGUGAGAGUGUUUCUAAUAUUCCUGAGAAGGGGAUGAACAGGGAGAAGAAUGGAGUGAAUGGAAUAACACCUGGAGUUAAGGGGCAUCAAGCAACCUUUUACUCCAAGGAUUCUCAUGUGAAGUUAAGCAUAAAAUCCUUCAGGGUACCAGAGCUUUUCAUUGAAGUUCCAGAGACAGCAACUGUUGCCUCAUUGAAGAGGACAGUUAUGGAGGCUGUGACUUCCAUACUUGGAGAUGGUUUACAUGUUGGGGUAGUUCUUCGAGGAAAGAAGGUUAGAGAUGACAACAGAACCCUCUCACAGACUGGAAUCUCUUGUAAAGACAAUUUGGAUAGUCUGGGUUUCACAUUAGAGUCUAAUAUUGCGCAAGCUCCUCCUCCUGUAUGCGCAGAUGAUCCAUGUGACAUUUCUCAACUUGUAUCUAGGUCCCCAGCGAAUCCUAUUUUUGAUUCAGGGAACUCUGAUGCCUUACCUAACCCUCCCUCACUGACCAAUCCAGGCGAUAAUGUUGAAUGCAAUAAUGAAUCAGUGACAUCUCUUGCUGACACGCCAACUGACACAACAGUUAACCAUUGUAGAGCUCUGGUCCCAGUUCCAGCUAUGAAUAUCGAAACACUUGCUAUGGUCCCUGCAAACCGGAAACCCAGGCGAUCUGAAUGUGUGCAACGUAGAACAAGGAGACCUUUUUCUGUGGCAGAAGUAGAAGCACUGGUGCACGCUGUUGAAGAACUAGGAACUGGAAGGUGGCGUGAUGUUAAAUUGCGUGCUUUUGAGGAUGCAGACCAUCGAACUUAUGUGGACUUGAAGGACAAAUGGAAAACAUUGGUUCACACAGCGGAAAUUGCCCCUCAGCAAAGAAGGGGUGAGCCAGUGCCACAGGAGCUGUUGGACAGGGUCUUAGCUGUGCAUGCGUAUUGGUCUCAUCAUCAAAUUAAGCAACAAGGGAAGCCUCAUCCUGGAAUUCUGAAUGCUGCAGAAACUCAUUCUGGUAAGGAUGGAACCGAAUGUAUCCCGCUCAUAAUGUAAAAAUUGAAAAAUGUUACAGGUGCAUAGGAAAAGCCAAUUGUACAAAUAAAUCAUUCAAUGUAACAUUCUCACACUCACAUGAUUGAUUCAUUGCCGCUUUCCUACUUGGAUAGGCUGGCAUUUGUAAAUGACUUGGUGGAAUAAGGUUAUUCUAACAUCUCCACAUAAUUUUUUUUCCCUUUCAAUUCAUUCAAGUUAUGUAACUUGUACUUGUGAAAUUCUGAAUUUAACUGCAGAAGAUUAAGUAGUUUUCUUCUU